Miniopterus natalensis is the source of this 1509-nucleotide messenger RNA. RefSeq names its product general transcription factor IIE subunit 2 (gene GTF2E2). Gene Ontology annotation, molecular function: TFIIH-class transcription factor complex binding. NCBI's taxonomy places the organism in Eukaryota, Metazoa, Chordata, Mammalia, Chiroptera, Miniopteridae. Gene Ontology annotation, cellular component: transcription factor TFIIE complex. The record is from RefSeq and is a predicted model, not a curated record. Gene Ontology annotation, biological process: transcription initiation at RNA polymerase II promoter.
UUUGGGAAGGAACUCUUCUUGAGAUCUAUGGAUUUCGCAUAUAGGUUUGAAUGACUGGAAUCUGUAUUAAAGAUACUUAUUUUUAUGUUUGCAGCAUUAUGGAUCCAAGCCUUUUGAGAGAACGGGAGCUGUUCAAAAAACGAGCUCUUUCCACUCCUGUAGUAGAAAAACGUUCAGUAUCUUCUGAGUCGUCAACAUUAUCAUCAUCGAAGAAGAAGAAAGCAAAGCUAGAACAUGGAGGAUCAUCAGGCUCUAAACAAAAUUCUGAUCAUAGCAAUGGAUCAUUUAACUUGAAAGCUUUAUCAGGAAGCUCUGGAUAUAAGUUUGGUGUUCUUGCUAAGAUUGUGAAUUAUAUGAAGACACGUCAUCAGCGAGGAGAUACGCAUCCUCUAACUUUAGAAGAAAUUUUGGAUGAAACUCAACAUUUAGAUAUUGGACUCAAGCAGAAACAAUGGCUAAUGACUGAGGCAUUAGUCAAUAAUCCCAAAAUUGAAGUAAUAGAUGGGAAGUAUGCGUUCAAGCCCAAGUACAACUUAAAAGAUAAGAAGGCCCUGCUUAGGCUCUUAGAUAAGCAUGACCAGCGAGGCUUGGGAGGAAUUCUUUUAGAAGACAUAGAGGAAGGACUGCCCAAUUCCCAGAAAGCUGUCAAGGCUUUAGGGGACCAGAUAUUAUUUGUAAAUCGUCCUGAUAAGAAGAAAAUCCUCUUCUUCAAUGAUAAGAGCUGUCAGUUUUCUGUGGAUGAAGAGUUCCAGAAACUGUGGAGGAGUGUCACUGUGGAUUCAAUGGAUGAGGAGAAGAUUGAAGAAUAUCUGAAGCGACAGGGUAUUUCUUCCAUGCAGGAAUCUGGACCAAAGAAAGUGGCCCCUAUUCAGAGAAGGAAAAAGCCUGCUUCACAGAAAAAGCGACGGUUUAAGACUCAUAAUGAGCACAUGGCUGGCGUGCUGAAGGACUACUCUGACAUUGCUCCUGGCAAAUAGUGAACAGUUUUAUAGGUGACGUGUCCAAGUCCAGGGCCGUAGAGCAGCUCUGUGCGAAGAUCGGCUGUUACUCAGGCACAAGAGGCCUCUGGAGAGCAAACAGAUACCCAGGAUCUGCUCUCAGUCCCACUUACCUGCCAAAGUUCUGGCCCAAGAACAUGACCCUCGUCAAGGGUACAUGGUAUUGUUUCUGGAACAUAGUGAGGUCUGUGCUUUACUGACUUUCUCAAUGCCCCAUCAGCAACAAGACUAAAAGCAAAAAUGAACCCAGAGGAAAAGCUGAGAUGUGUGACCAUGAGGUGACAGGAAAAGCUGGACGUCCUCUGCAGAGUAGCAUGUUCCUAAAAGCCAUGGAUGAAACCUUCCUCGCCUGUUCAGUGACUUACAUAAUAUAGCUAAUAAAUUUCAAAUACCAAUGGCCUUGGAAGUAAACAGGAUGACCAUGUCUAAAAAUAUUAAUGAUUUUCUUAGAAGUCAAAUGUUUGCUGUACCAAGUAGUUUUUUCAUCUCAAUAAAAAUAAGAUAACACUGA